This is a messenger RNA of Thlaspi arvense, 1464 nucleotides long. NCBI's taxonomy places the organism in Eukaryota, Viridiplantae, Streptophyta, Magnoliopsida, Brassicales, Brassicaceae. The record is from the annotation of a GenBank genome assembly.
CAAAAACUCAUAAAGAGGCAAGCGCUACUUUGGUGUUCUUCUUACUCUCUUUCUCUAGUUAUUUUCCUGGAAUUUUUUCCAAUACAGAGAGAAAAUGUCUGGAGAAGGAACAGAGAGAAAGAACAAAUCUCCAGCUUCUGCAAGAUCUCACACCACAAACACUCAAGAAAGAUCUUCACCUGCUGACACCAAGCACUCCCAAAUUGUGGAAUCUGGAAAUGUUCUUAAGAAGACUUGCUUCUUCGAUUAUGCGGGUUUCGUCAAGACAAUUCUCCUGGUAUCGUUCGUCGGAGCCGUGGCGUGUGUCUAUCAAUCAAUCCAACCGCCACCGCCGAAAAUCGUCGGCUCUCCCGACGGAGCCGCCGUGACAGCGUCGAGGAUCAAACUGAGAGACGGAAGACAUUUGGCUUAUAAAGAAUUCGGAUACCCUAGAGACGAAGCCAAAUUUAAGAUCAUAUAUAUCCACGGCUUCGAUUCUUGUAUGCACGACUCGCCUUUCCCCUAUUUCUUAAUGCCGGCCCUUGUGGAAGAAUUGAAGAUAUACACUGUGUCUUUUGACCGUCCUGGUUAUGGAGAGAGUGAUCCUGAUCCGAAUCGGUCACCGAGAAGCAUAGCAUUGGAUAUAGAAGAACUUGCUGAUGGGUUAGGACUAGGACCUAAGUUCUAUGUCUUUGGUCUCUCCAUGGGUGGUGAAAUCACAUGGGCAUGCCUUAAGUACAUCCCUCACAGGUUAGCCGGAGCGGCGCUGGUGGCACCGGCGAUUAACUACUGGUGGAGAAACUUACCGGGUGAGAUAACAAGAGAAGCUUUCUCUCGAAUGUAUCCUGCGGAUCAAUGGGCUCUUCGAGUAGCUCACUAUGCUCCUUGGCUUACAUUUUGGUGGAACACUCAGAAGUGGUUCCCAUUCUCCAAUGUGAUCUCGGGUAACCCCAUCAUUUUCUCCCGUCAGGACAUGGAGGUCUUGUCUAAGCUCGGAUUCGUCAGACCAAAUCGGGCAUACACAAGACAACAGGGUGACUUCGAAAGCAUACACCGAGAUUUGAAUGUUGGAUUUUCAAGCUGGGAGUUUGAUCCGUUAGACCUUCAAGAUCCGUUCCCAAACAAGAAUGGCUCGAUUCACCUUUGGAAUGGCGACGAGGAUAAGUUUGUGCCAGUGAAGCUUCAGCGUUAUAUUGCAUCAAAGCUUCCAUGGAUUCGUUACCAUGAGAUUUCUGGAUCAGGACAUUUGUUACCGCUUGUGGAAGGUAUGACUGAUAAGAUCAUCAAGUCCCUUUUGGAGGCAAGUGAGAGUAGAGGAGAAGCUUCUGCUUGAGUCACAUUAGAAUAAGUUAUAUAAUUAAUUGCUUGUAUUGUUUUCAAAAUAUUCUUAGGCAUAUUUUCUGCUUGUUAUAAUAAUGGCUACAAAUAUAAUGAUGAAUGAUAAAAUUAUUUUAUAAAGUUUCGACUUUUGUAAAAGAUUACAGA